Molecule: messenger RNA, 1491 nt
Organism: Telopea speciosissima
Lineage: Eukaryota; Viridiplantae; Streptophyta; Magnoliopsida; Proteales; Proteaceae
Product: S-adenosylmethionine decarboxylase proenzyme-like
Exons: 3
Coding region: 388-1479 (363 amino acids)
Biological process (GO): spermidine biosynthetic process; spermine biosynthetic process
Cellular component (GO): cytosol
Molecular function (GO): adenosylmethionine decarboxylase activity
Source: RefSeq, a predicted model, not a curated record
UUUUCAUUUCGAUUUCAGGCUCUGCGCGUGGGGGAAUAAGAGGAGUUCAUAUUGAUCGGCGUUUUCAUUACAAAAACUGUUUUUAAGACUGAAUGAUCUAAUGGAGACCAAAGGUGGGAAGAAGAAGUCUAGCAGUAAAUCCUCAUUUUAUGAAGCUCCUCUAGGCUACAGCAUUGAAGACAUCCGACCUCACGGUGGAAUCAAGAAGUUCAGAUCUGCUGCCUACUCCAACUGCGUGCGGAAGCCAUCCUGAUUCUCAACGAGCCUCCUCAUAACCAAUUUAGAUUAAUAAGCCAUUAUUUUAUUUUGUUCCUGCUCCCCAUUUUUACCCUUCUUGUUAUCUUUGUUUGCUCUCUUAGCAUCAUUAUUUACUUCCCCUGAGGAAAGAUGGCCUUCCCGGUCUCUGCAAUUGGAUUUGAAGGCUAUGAGAAGAGGCUCGAGAUAUCUUUCUUUGAGCCUGGAAUCUUUGCUGAUCCUGGAGGGAAGGGCCUCCGUAAUCUGACCAAAACUCAGUUGGAUGAGAUCCUUACACCUGCUGAAUGCACUAUAGUUGCAUCACUGUCAAAUGCAGAUGUCGACUCAUACGUCCUCUCUGAGUCCAGCCUUUUUGUGUACGCUUACAAGAUAAUCAUCAAAACUUGUGGCACCACAAAGCUUCUUCUCUCAAUUCCACCAAUCCUGGAGUUAGCUAGCUCCCUUUCCCUCUCUGUAAGAGCUGUGAGGUACACUCGUGGAAGUUUCACAUUUCCAGGAGCUCAGCCAUUUCCACACCGUAACUUUUCGGAGGAGGUCAAGAUCCUUGACAGUUAUUUUGGGAAGCUUGGAUCAGGUGGUAGAGCUUAUGUGAUGGGUAGUCUUGUCGAGUCACAGAAGUGGCACACAUACUCUGCUUGUGCAGAAAUGGACAACCACCAAAACCCAGUUUGUACCCUUGAGAUGUGCAUGACUGGCUUGGACAAGAAGUUGGCGUCUGUCUUCUACAAGACUCAAGCAAGCUCAGCAGCUGAGAUGACUAAUAUCUCUGGUAUAAGGAACAUCCUUCCCCAUUCCAAAAUCUCUGAUUUUGAGUUCGAUCCUUGUGGAUACUCCAUGAAUUCCAUCGAAGGUGCUGCAAUCUCUACAAUUCAUGUUACUCCGGAAGAUGGUUUCAGUUAUGCGAGCUUUGAAGCAGCGGGUUACAAUUUGAAGACUAUGAACCUCAAACAACUGAUAGGCAGGGUGUUAGCAUGUUUCCAACCGAGGGAGUUCUCUAUAGCUAUUCAUGCUACUGAUGUCUUGAGCAAUGGGCUUGAUUCUGAUUGUCCACUAGAUGUCUCGGGAUAUGACGGUGGAGAGGGGAGCAUUCAACCUCUUGGAAUGGGUGGCUGUGUUGUUUAUCAGAGUUUUGUUGGUAAUGGUGAUUUGGGGUCUCCCAGAUCAAUUCUGAAAUCCUUCUGGAAAGAGGAAGAAGAUGAUCAAGAUGAUGCUGUGGCAGGGUAGUUCAGUGCCAGU